CCGGCAAAUUCAAGCAGCUUCCUCUGUCUCUGGUUUCUUCAAAUCGUGGACCGAAAAGCUUCACAGAAACCCUAAAAGCGAAUCGGAAUCAGAUGUCGGACGGAGAAGAUACCGAUUCCGACGCCCCCGAGGAGUUCACCGCCGAGCAGGGAAUACAGCAAGAUCAAGAGAUUACGAAAGUUCAAAAUGAAAGUAAGGCCAGGGUUGUUCGUGAAGGAAAAGAGCGUCGUAGACUGUGGGCCGAAAAGAAAACACCACGCCCAUCUAAAAAGGGUGAAACUGUCGAAGAUGUAGCCGAAAUCCCAAGUCAUAUAGAUCAAAGUAGCAAGUUGGGAAUGCUUCCCAGUAAUCUUGUCCAACUGCUUGCAGAUCGUGAGAAACAAGUUUUCUCGUCGGACCCUGGAGAUGAAAAGCCUGCAGCAAAGCCAAAAACAAAGAGGAAAAAAACCAAAAGCUCAGGGAUUGAAACGGUUGUUUUAAACAAAAGACAACCGGCUCAAUGUUUACAGAAUUCCAUGGAAUUUUUGAAGAAAAGGAAGAUGAAUAUUCCAAGGUCGUCGUCGGUUCUCGACAAUCCUAACCAAGCAUUACGCCGUCUUUCUUCAUCCGGAUUGCUAACUAAGAAUUAGAAUUUUUGUUAUUAAAUCCAUUUGUUGAAUCUCUGUUAGCUCCGAUAGGACAAUGUAUAAUGUAUUUUGAGAAUUGGUUACUGAGUUCAAAGACUGGUGGUGGAAUAUGGACAGUAAAAAGAUUUAUCGAGUACUUGUGAUGGUUUUGGCGAGAAUCAGAAAUGGAAAAUGAUUACACAGCAUGGUAAAUGAACGAUUCCUCA
Messenger RNA from Momordica charantia (bitter melon), 832 nucleotides. RefSeq names its product UDP-N-acetylmuramoyl-L-alanyl-D-glutamate-2, 6-diaminopimelate ligase. The record is from RefSeq and is a predicted model, not a curated record. Lineage: Eukaryota; Viridiplantae; Streptophyta; Magnoliopsida; Cucurbitales; Cucurbitaceae.